UCACCUUCUUAAGCAUUCGACUCACAGAAAUAAAUAAACCGAAUCAUUUUCCGAUGCAACUUAAAGACUGAAUGAACAUCACCAGACGAAUGACUACACACAUCACGUCACGAUGUAUACAAUUAGACUACUCAGUCUUUUUUCAACAUUCUCAGUUUUAUCAUCUCUGAAAAUCAUAAGACCAACCAAUUUCCAAGUUAUCAAAAUAUCUGAAAAUACGGAACCUGGUAUCAUUUUCAGUGCUGUCGUAGAAAAUCCAACUUAUGACCAGUUGAAUUAUCGUCUUCAACAAUUCGGCUCCAACUUCUAUCUAGACGGCAAAAAUUUGAUGACCGCUCGAGAGUUUGAUUAUGAGGUCACCGGAGACAGAAUGCAUGAUUUAACUUUGGAAGUGAGCGACAGUUAUACUACAGUAGAGUGCAGUUUCCAAAUCCAAGUGACGAAUAUAAACGAUAACAAACCGGUGCUUUCUGGUUCGUUUCGCGGUUAUGUGAAAGAAGAGCAGCCCGUGGGUGAAAGUGUUAUUUUCAAAUCUCUUUCAGCUGUAGAUGACGAUGCCGAUGAUGAGCUGAGAUACUCUCUAUCAGGUGAUGACAGUAAUAAAUUUUCCAUUAGUAAAAGCGUCAUUGAUAUCCAAACUUCUGCGAAAUUCGAUCGAGAUAUUGAUAAAAAAUACUACGAUAAGCUGUUAUUGACUGUAACAGAUUUGGCUAACCACACGGACAGCAACCGGUUAAAUAUCACCAUCAUUGACAUCAAUGAUAAUGCUCCGAAAUGUACUCCGGAUACUUACAUGGUAGAGAUCAACGAGGACGUAUCUAUAGGAAGUGACGCCAUUUCGAUAAAAUGUCAGGAUAUGGAUGAAGGUAGGAAUGGAUAUAUCUCAAUGCAUUUUCAAAGUACUGCAUCUUCGGACAAAUUUGAAAUUAGACCAGACGGAAGAAUUAAAAUAAAGAGUAUCUUGGAUUAUGAAUCUCUGGAGAAUUUUAAUUCCUUCCUCAAAUUAACAGUUUUUGUUAAAGACAACCCACGAGAUUCAAAGGAUUCUUUGACAUCGACAGUAACAGUCAACGUUAAGAUUCUCCCCGUUAAUGAAUACAGUCCUACCUGGGUGGAAUUUUUACCUGCAUCGCUUAACAACGUUUAUUAUGUUAGUGAAAAUGCAGUCAUUGGCACCGUCAUCCUAACAGUGAAGGCAGAAGAUCAAGACAGAGGACCGAACUGUUUUAUCAUUUAUCGCCUCGUGAGCAACAGCGAGAGUUCAGCCAAGUUUAGAUUGGACAGUAUUACAGGUGAACUAUCAACAAAAUCUUUCUUGGAUCGAGAUGUCAAGAGUGGUGGUCGACAUUCCUACAAGUUACAAGUGGAGGCCAUAGACAACGAAGGUGAAACAUCGGGUGUCUCACAACUGACUAUUAAUCUCCUAGAAUACAACGACAACGCUCCAACUUUCUCUAAAUCUGUUUACGGAGUCACAAUCAAAGAGAGUAUGCCGGUCGGCGGAAAUGUCGUUUUACUCUCAGCAGACGACAUUGAUGAAAGCACCAACUUGUCAUUGUAUAUCGUUGACGGAGACAAGAAUAAAUUCGGUUUCCACAGCUCCGUUUCUGGCCAGAUAAUAUUAUCAAAAUCAAUAGAAUUAGAUGGAUUAAGGCCUGAUCCGAGUCUCUAUUCCCUCAAAGUAAUUGUGAAAGACGGUGAUACAAAUGAAAAAACAGGAAGCUGUCGAGUGUUAAUCUCUGUGGAAUCUGCUAAUGAUAAUACCCCAGCAUUUGAAAAGACAAAGACUAUCAUGAUUCCUGAAGAUCAUCCGGUGGGAGAUUCAGUCAUUAUCUUAACAGCUAAGGACUUGGAUUCUGGUAAAGAUGGUGAAAUCAUUUACUCGAUAAUAGGAGGAGAUCCUACGAAAACCUUCUCCAUUAAUAGUAACACAGGAGAGAUUCAUCUUGUUAAACCAUUAGAUUUUGAGACUAUGUCGGAUCCUGUGUUUUACUUGAACGUUAGUGCCCAGGACAGAGGAACUCCAAUGAAAUCUAGCAACACCAUACAACAGAUAGACAUUGAAAAUGUGAACGACAAUCUACCGAUAUGCUCGUCAACAUUUAUUAAAGAAUACAUCAACGAUAAUGCAACAGCAGGCUAUAAGAUCACCCGGCUGAAAUGUACCGAUAGAGAUAAAAUAAGAGCUCUGACGUGUUAUAUUAACGGAAAAAACAAAGAUCUUUUUUCUAUGAACACUGACGGAGAUUUGUUAUUGAAGAGAGGCGUAGACUAUGAUUCUGGGCCGUCACACUUUUCUGCUGAAAUCACAGUAACCGACGGAAAGCACAGAAUUUUGGUGUUUUUGAUGCUAGUCUUACUCCCUACCAAUGAUGCCAGACCGGUUAUUUUGCCAGCGUCUGAUAAUGUUACGUUGAAAGAAAACCUACCACCAGGGACUACCGUUACUCAUGUAACGGCGACAGACGCCGAUGCAGCUCCUCAUAACAUUGUGAAAUACCAGUUGCUUGGAGCAUCCAACAAGUUCGGAAUAGACAGAUCGUCUGGAGAAAUACGACUUCUCAGUUAUCUGGACUAUGAAGUUCAAACAUCGUAUCAGCUGAAGGUGGUUGUUACAGAUGGAGGAGGUCUGAAGGUAACGUAA
Messenger RNA from Octopus bimaculoides (California two-spot octopus), 2644 nucleotides. RefSeq names its product protocadherin Fat 4-like. NCBI's taxonomy places the organism in Eukaryota, Metazoa, Mollusca, Cephalopoda, Octopoda, Octopodidae. Gene Ontology annotation, biological process: homophilic cell-cell adhesion. Gene Ontology annotation, molecular function: calcium ion binding. Gene Ontology annotation, cellular component: cell-cell junction; plasma membrane. The record is from RefSeq and is a predicted model, not a curated record.